CAUACGUUUCGGCGUUGCUCAGCUAAGAUUUCUCUUAUUUUAAAGCGGAGACGAUGAAGUUAUUUGCGCGUUUUCUUUCUUCCAGUUCCAGGCGAUAAAUUCUUACUUUAAGAAGAGGAAUAAAAUCGCAGCUUUUGCAAAUGGCUAUCAAACUCGAAGACUAGAGGGAGAGUCGCAAGUCCUUCACGUCCAAAAGGCCACAGACUAGGGUUUUACAUCUCGAAACAGAGAAAAAUGGCUUCUUUUGGGUCUCUGAAAUCUGCAAUCUACGACAGAGAAGAGAGAAAACAGCAAUAUCAAGCUCAUAUUCGAGGUCUUAACGCCUACGAUCGGCACAAGAAAUUCUUGAACGAUUAUGUUAGCUUCUACGGAAAAGAGAGGUCUUCAAAUGUGAAAUUGCCAGUUAAAACUGAUCGGGAUACCCUAAGAGAAGGAUAUAGGUUUAUACGUACUGAGGAAGAUGAUAUGGACACGUCCUGGGAGCAAAGGCUGGUGAAGCGCUACUAUGAUAAGCUUUUUAAAGAAUACUGCAUAGCUGACAUGUCACAUUACAAGAGCGGCAAGAUUGGUUUGAGAUGGAGGACAGAGAAGGAAGUCAUCUCUGGAAAAGGGCAGUUUAUAUGUGGUAACAAGCAUUGUGAUGAAAAAAACGGCUUGGCAAGCUAUGAGGUGAACUUUUCUUAUUUUGAAGCUGGUGAAAACAAACAAGCCCUUGUGAAGUUGGUAACUUGUGAAAGAUGCGCAGAAAAGCUUAACUACAAAAAUAGGAAAGAAAAGGAGCAAUUGGAGAAGAGGGAAAGGGAAGAACAUAAAAGAAAGAGGGAACGAACGAGGAUUCAUGAUGAUGAUUCUGAUAGUGAAGGGAGCAAAGAGAAGAGAAAAAGAGGUAAAAAGGCUUCAAUAUCAGGAGACAAUGAUAAAGCUUCUGAUGAUGAGAACUUUGAUGAAUUUCUGGAGGGAAUGUUUCCAUAACCGAGUAGCUCCCAAAGGUUAGUAAUUUUAUGUUUGACAACAUACGGAUCCAAAGAGUUCUGAUUUUGAAAGAAAAUCCAAGGGGGGGAAAGGGUUGUACGUGUAAGUAAUCUUUGAAAGCAUUCGGCAUGUGUAAUGUAUCGCCAAGUUUUGCAUUCCAAAUGCAACAAAUGAAUAAAUGGAGAGAGAUUUAAAUGAACUUCCAUUCCUUGAAAUCGUAGUAUUAGUCCUUGUUUGGUUGAUUCAUAUAUUAUCAUCAGAUUGUUUGAUCGGCA
Molecule: messenger RNA, 1247 nt
Organism: Manihot esculenta (cassava)
Lineage: Eukaryota; Viridiplantae; Streptophyta; Magnoliopsida; Malpighiales; Euphorbiaceae
Product: protein FRA10AC1
Exons: 11
Coding region: 235-972 (245 amino acids)
Biological process (GO): dephosphorylation
Molecular function (GO): phosphatase activity
Source: RefSeq, a predicted model, not a curated record